AUGUCGAACAGUGAUUUUCCGACCACACGGAAUCAACAAACGACGACGUUUCGUGUAGAUUCUAUCGCAUUGCCUUCAAGAUAUUCUGAUCAUCAGUCUCCUCAAUCAUCUCCAGGCUCAUCUUCUUCCCCUUCUCCGACGCCGAGACCUUCUCUCGCCUCCAGUGGAUCACCGGCGAGAAGAAUGGCGACUGGAUUAUCCGGCCGGCACUCAUUUUACAGGGGAAUUCGACUGCGGAAUGGAAAAUGGGUAUCGGAGAUUCGAGAGCCGCGUAAAACGACAAGAAUUUGGCUCGGGACUUAUCCAGUGCCGGAGAUGGCUGCCGCCGCUUACGACGUGGCGGCGCUAGCUCUUAAAGGCUCCGACGCCGUUUUGAAUUUUCCCGGUUUGGCUUUGACUUAUGUAGCUCCGGCUUCAAACUCUGCCGCGGAUAUAAGAGCUGCCGCCGCGAGAGCCGCGGAGAUGAAGCAACCGGAUCCGGGUGGAGCUGAGCGUGUAGUGGAUCCGAGUCAACCCGGUAAGGAGGAGGAGGAAAAAGCGAUGUUUGAGUUUAUGGACGAGGAAGCGAUGUUGAAUAUGCCGAAUUUGUUGUCAGAGAUGGCGGAGGGGAUGCUGAUGAGUCCACCGAGGAUGACAAAUCAGACGAUGGAUGAUCCGCCGGAGAAUCACGAAGGAGACAGUCUCUGGAGUUACAAAUGA
Messenger RNA from Thlaspi arvense, 699 nucleotides. NCBI's taxonomy places the organism in Eukaryota, Viridiplantae, Streptophyta, Magnoliopsida, Brassicales, Brassicaceae. The record is from the annotation of a GenBank genome assembly.